UAAUUUAUUAGAACCUUGCGCUCUUGUGGUUGUUCUGCCUUCACAAUUGGUAUCUGACUGGAAGAAUACAUUCAAGAGGUUCGGAUUAAUCAAAUCUUCACCGUUUUGUUUCUCCGUCACGUUUUGAAUGUUAUACACAGGUUGUGUUUGAUAAUUAAGGGAGCAGUUUGUUUUGGAGUCGGAAUGUCAUCUGUACAGUGAUUUGUGGAAUAAAUCCCAUAGAGACUGAAAAUGGCUACGGUCGUGGAAAACCCGGCAGAUGGCAGUUCAAAAAAAGACAGAAUUCGACUAGCUAAAGAAAAGAGAGAGGAGAGAGACAGGAGCCAAGCUGUGCGGGAACAAGCUCUUUGGGAGAAAGAACAGCGUGCACAGCAACAGUAUGAACGCUCGGUGGAAGAACGAGGGAGGCGUUUGGACGAGCAACGGCAGAAGGAGAUACUCCGUCGUUCAGCUGUGGAGGAGAAACGGAGGCAACGCAUUGAGGAGGAAAAGGAGCGGUUGGAGGCCUUGAUGCGACGCUCCUUGGAACGCAACCUCCAGGUGGACCAGAGGCCUAAACGCUGGACUUGGGGUGGACCUCCCGGAGUCUGUGAGGGUGAUCCUAAGAUUGCCCCGCCCUCUCCUCCUGCUUCUGCAUCCUUAGCCAAUGACCCUGCUGCUCACCUUACUGCCAGAAAAUCCAGGAACGUCCAAAAUUUUAUGGUUCCACCCGAGUCCCCAGACUCUUCCCUUAGCAGACAUCUGUCCUCCUCUGCCGCUACAUUGCCCAACAUGACGGAGAGAGCCUCCUCCAGCCCUCAUAGGUCUCCUUACAGAGCUCCUCCCAGUAAAGCCGAUCGGAAGAAGGUUAGUGCAUCAUUCUGUGGACCACUGGACGACUCCAGAGGAGCAGCCACAACCCCAAAGACACCUCAGACUGAGAAAUCAGACAAGAGCAUCGCCCAAACCUUACUUGACCCGUCAAUGAAAAAACUUGAGUCACCAACAACACCCACCCGAAGUUCAUCUACCCACAAAAACCCCAGCACUCCCAAAAGAUCAAGGUCCUGUAAGAGCCCUGUAAGGUCCCCAGCCUCCCCAGGGCAAUACGCCCCAUCGCCAUUGAGGCACAGGGCCACCACGCCCAGCACAGAGAGCAAGAGGUGGGGAGGGGAGGAAAGUAAAGGCUACAGCACUCUGGAGAGAAAGACAUCCAGAACAGAGAGAAUCCCCAAAUCCACAAGCAAGGAAUUUGGACACAAUUUAGAGUCUCCAGUGACUCCCACCGGGAAAGCGGGUACCACUGAUGCUGAGGAGGCCUCCAGGCUGCUGGCAGAAAGACGACGCCUGGCUAGAGUACAGAAAGAGCAGGAGGAAAAGCAACGCCUACAGGAGGAGAGGCUCAGGGCUGAGGAGCUCCAGAGACAGCAAGAGGAAGAAAGACAUCGGCAGGAGCAGGCAGCUCGGCAAGCAGUGGAAAAAAGACAGAAACAAGAGGUGGAACGCUGCCAGAGAGAGCAGGAGGACAGUCAACAUAAGGAGCAACGUUGGAAAGAGCUCCAAGAUGAGCUGGAUAAACAGAGAGAGGAAGCACUGCAGAGGGUUCAUAGGGAAGCCGAACGGAAGAGACAGGAGAUAGAGCUUCUGAAAAUUCAGGAGGAGCAAGAAAGACUGCAAAGGAAGAAGCGUAUUGAGGAGAUAAUGAAAAGAACAAGAAAGCCGGAUGGAGAAUCAAAGAAAGAGGAAGCACAGAUGGAAGCCCCAUCCUCAAUAUCCGUUUCCCAGUCCGUCUCACCGUCUCCCUUGGAAACUGGAGUUAGCACACAGAACAACAGUCCACCAAAGGCAACGUCUAAUUCUCCAGUCGUAUUCCUUGAGCCACUGGAGGCAAAGAAUAGUGGGGCAGAUGAUCUCUCUGAUGGAGUCCAGUCCAUGGAUGUCAGCCCAGUCUCCAGAGAUGAGCUGCUCCCUGUUUCAGAAUAUUCCCCCGUCAGCGAGAUCUCACAGAACAGCAUGAGUUCUGUUGCUUUGGGUGAUAUCCUGAGACUGACCAGGCAGGUCUCACAUCCCAAAGUAUCAACUGCUCCAGCAUUUGGUGACUGCAACAAGAACCUGAUCCAGGAUUGCAGCACCGCUGCUAUUGACUCAUCAAUUUUUCAGAGUCUUAGACCAACCUCAGACAAACUCAACAUCUAAUUACAGAGACACUUUUGAAGCAUCAGGCUGGACUGAAAUGAUGGAUUGAAGCUGACAGUCCUUGCCCAAUAAAGCUUCUUCAUCAGAGCCUCCUCUUCCUCAAUACCAUCAGAACUGGAGAACAAACACUGAAUAUUAAACUAUGUGUGAAUAACCAAGAAGGGACACCCUGACAGUUGAUUCUCCACACAAAAAAAUAACAUUUGCCUGCUCCUUAUAGAUAUAAUAUUUCACACGAUUUCACUGUAGUAUCACCAAACAAGUCUUAGUGGUCUUUUUGUUAUACACCUGUAGCAUUGACGAGUGAUACACCGUGACAAUUGUAGCAGCUCAAUUGUGUAAUUUUUUUUAUUUUGGGUUGCAUAAAUGACCAGCAAACAAGGCGUUGUGUGCAGCGUCUGCUCAUUGUGCUGUAUUCUAUGGCCAGAGUUUGCAAACAGUAUAUUGUGUAAAGCCAUGAUUCUCCGCAUUGUCUGAGCAAUCCAAGCUUUGUAGUAUGAACGUGGAUAUUAAUACUUAUUACAGAUGUAAAGUGUGAUAUUAUUCCAUUAUAACACUGUUAUACUGGCAUCAUUGUAUUAUUAGUCUGCUGCUGUUCGAAGUUUUGGGGAUGUACACAAAAAAGCCUGUACGUCAAAUUAAGUUUAUUGUGUAAAAAGGGAAUGAAACGUGCGCCACUCCCUUGUGUUGACAUAGCAUUGUGCUUUUAAUUCUCCAUGGGCUUUUUCUGUAUUGUUUUGUUAUCUAUGAAGUAUAUAACAUCACUGCAAACAGUUCUCUGCAGAAAAGUGCAUUAGUAACGCUGUACAGUAUAAAGACAUGCACAUGCUAUGAUAAAUCAUAGGCCAAUUUGCUUACCUGGUGGGGAAAAAAAAACUUGUGAGAUUUGCAUGUGAGCUCAGUUAUUUGAAUUCCCAGUGUUUGAACUGAUGUUUGGUGGUCUCAAUGGUAUGUAGUAUGAUGCUGUUGUAAAAAAAAAUCUUCUGAUGCACUGGAUUGGUUCAGGAGGACCAACAAGGAACAAAUAUCUUGAAAGAUGUUUGUGUCUGUAACAGUUAAACUAUUGAGUGUUCCAUUGCUCUAUUCUAACUAUCAUCUAUCUAUAGCAAAUUUUGGGAUGUUGAUCCCAUUUUAGAUUAUACAGAGGGUGAUGGGUUGAUACUGGAAUUCAGCACUUUAUAAUGACACAUGAGAAGGUGCAUGAAUCAAUGGAUCAUCUGCUUUGAAGUUGCAGAACCUUGAGAUAUUGAAAUAAAACUGUAAUAA
Messenger RNA from Xyrauchen texanus (razorback sucker), 3441 nucleotides. It is a transcript of the gene map7d2b, whose product is annotated as MAP7 domain containing 2b. Bases 232 to 2175 code for a protein of 647 amino acids. Gene Ontology annotation, biological process: microtubule cytoskeleton organization. The transcript is spliced from 17 exons. The record is from RefSeq and is a predicted model, not a curated record. NCBI's taxonomy places the organism in Eukaryota, Metazoa, Chordata, Actinopteri, Cypriniformes, Catostomidae. Gene Ontology annotation, cellular component: microtubule cytoskeleton.